AGGCAGGCGGCCGUUCUCUCCGGCUAUAAAGGGCCCCGGGACUCCGAAGCUCGCCUCAGCUUCCUCCGACUCCGCCUUCGCCGCCUUCCUCCCAACUAGAGCUCCAGUUCCCGCUCAGGUUCCAAUCGACCCACUCGGGCUCGGCUACUCGGGCUGCAGCAGAAGAUGGCGGCUCCGGUGGCUCGGGGCGAGUGCUCCGAGGCGGCGCUGGCUGCAGCCCUGGCGGAUGUGCCGGAACUAGCCCGACUUCUGGAGCUCGACCCGUACCUGAAGCCCUUCGCCCUGGACUUCCAGCGCAGGUAUAAGAAGUUUAAUGAGACUUUGAACAACAUCGGAGAGAACGAAGGUGGUAUUGAUAAGUUUUCCAGAGGUUAUGAAUCGUUUGGUGUCCACAGAUGUGCUGAUGGUGGUUUGUACUGCAAAGAAUGGGCCCCAGGAGCAGAAGGAGUUUUUCUCACUGGAGACUUCAAUGAUUGGAAUCCAUUUUCAUAUCCAUACAAGAAACUGGAUUAUGGAAAGUGGGAGCUUUAUAUCCCACCAAAGCAGAAUAAAUCUCAACUUGUACCUCAUGGAUCCAAAUUAAAGGUAGUUAUUAGGAGUAAAAGUGGAGAGAUCUUGUAUCGUAUUUCACCAUGGGCGAAGUAUGUGACUCGUGAAGGUGAAAAUGUGAAUUACGAUUGGACACACUGGGAUCCAGAACACCCAUAUAAAUUUAAGCAUUCCAGACCAAAGAAGCCAAGAGGUGUAAGAAUUUAUGAAUCUCAUGUGGGAAUUUCUUCCUAUGAAGGAAAAAUAGCUUCUUAUAAACAUUUUACAUACAAUGUACUACCGAGAAUCAAAGACCUUGGAUACAACUGCAUUCAGAUGAUGGCAAUCAUGGAGCAUGCUUACUAUGCCAGUUUUGGUUACCAGAUCACAAGCUUCUUUGCAGCUUCAAGCCGGUAUGGAACGCCUGAAGAGCUGAAAGAACUGGUUGACACAGCUCACUCAAUGGGUAUUACAGUCCUCUUAGAUGUGGUGCAUAGCCAUGCUUCAAAAAAUUCAGAAGAUGGAUUGAAUAUGUUUGAUGGAACAGAUUCCUGUUAUUUUCAUUCUGGACCUAGAGGGAAUCAUGAUCUUUGGGACAGUCGAUUGUUUAUCUACUCCAGCUGGGAAGUUUUAAGAUUCCUUCUGUCAAACAUAAGAUGGUGGUUAGAAGAAUAUGGCUUUGAUGGAUUUCGUUUUGAUGGCGUUACAUCCAUGCUCUAUCAUCACCAUGGAAUGGGUCAAGCUUUUUCAGGUGAUUACCAUGAAUAUUUUGGACUUCAAGUUGAUGAAGAUGCCUUGAUUUAUCUCAUGUUGGCAAAUCAUUUGGUUCACACAUUGUAUCCCAAUUCUAUAACAAUAGCUGAGGAUGUGUCAGGAAUGCCAGCUCUCUGUUCUCCGAUUUCCCAGGGAGGAGUCGGCUUUGACUAUCGAUUAGCUAUGGCGAUUCCAGAUAAAUGGAUCCAGCUACUUAAAGAGUUUAAAGAUGAAGAUUGGAAUAUGGGCAAUAUUGUAUACACACUAACAAACAGACGCUACCUUGAAAAAUGCAUUGCUUAUGCAGAGAGCCAUGAUCAGGCACUAGUUGGGGAUAAGACACUGGCAUUUUGGUUGAUGGAUGCUGAAAUGUAUACCAACAUGAGUGUUCUGACCCCGUUUACUCCAGUUAUUGAUCGUGGAAUACAGCUUCAUAAAAUGAUUCGACUCAUUACUCAUGCUCUUGGUGGAGAAGGCUAUCUCAAUUUCAUGGGUAAUGAAUUUGGCCAUCCUGAAUGGUUAGACUUCCCAAGAAAAGGAAAUAAUGAGAGCUACCAUUAUGCCAGAAGGCAGUUUCAUUUAACUGAUGAUGACCUCCUUCGCUAUAAGUUCCUAAAUAACUUUGACAGGGAUAUGAAUAAAUUGGAAGAAAGAUGUGGUUGGCUUUCAGCUCCACAGGCCUUUGUGAGUGAAAAGCAUGAAGGCAAUAAGAUCAUCGCUUUUGAGAGAGCAGGCCUUGUUUUUAUUUUCAACUUUCAUCCAAGCAAGAGCUACACUGAUUACCGAGUUGGAACAACAUUGCCAGGAAAAGGAUGUUUCCUGCCUUUGACGGAGAUUCUCUCUCCUGGGAUCAUUGAGCUCCCAGAAGUUAUUGCAGCUGUAAUAAUGUGGGUGGGUUGAUUAAAGAAUCAGAUCUGAAAAUAACAUAAUAAAUGCAUAUAUUCUAAGGGGUGCAUUUUUUUCCACAUUUUAGCGUGUCUUCCAUCGGGGUAUGUCCUACAAUAAAUGCCAUGGUAGUGAUUUUUUUCUCUCUCUUUAUUGGGGAUAUAUAAAAUAAUUCAUCUUAAAAUUGAUGAUGGCUUAGAUGUAAAGAUAUAUGGUAACUUACCAUCUUUGCCAUUUUUAUGGUCACCUAGUGACUGGAGAGCCCCUUUCAUUGUUGCUCAAUUUGAAACCUUGGGGGUUGUACCUUACCAUAAAUUUCCUUAGCUUCAUCAGCAGGAGUGAAGUGAGUUUAGUACAGAAUGAUAUAAAUGAUAGUACUUCUUACAUCAAAAUCCUUAUACUUUGAACAGACACUUUAUCAAGUGGCUGAGCAAACACAGCAGCUUUUGAAGUAUUUGAAGAGCCAUUGAUUUUAAGAGUCUUCAUGCCCUCACUCUUCUUUAAUCUUAUUAGUACAGGUCUCCAGAACAUGGCUCUUUCUUGGUUCAAAUUUAAGGACAUAGAUUAUACAAUAAAGCUUAAAACUUAUCUAUGUCAACCUGUUGAUAGAUACAUCAAAUACUUAGGAAGCUAUUGAAUUUAAAAUAAGAAGAAAUCAUAAUAUUUUUAAAUGACAUUCAAAUGGAUAGGGACCUAUUUGACCUCUUUUUUAGAAAAAUCUUCAUAAAAUAAUUCCAUCAUUCUAUCAUUUUUUUUUUUCCUACUAUAAUUUGCCAAAUUGAGCAAGGUAAAGUUUUCGGUCCAAUAUUUUGUAUUCACCAAUAAAAUGACUGAAUGAACCUAAUGAAUAAAGAUGGAUCUAGAACAAAUACAAUAAAUGUCAGAUAUUCAGACACCAUAAGGAAUGUUAAGAAUUCAGUCUUUUAACAUCAAUCUUUUAAAUUGAAUUAGACUAAUCAUUUUGAUGAAUAUCACUUUAUCUGCUUUUUAAAUUUUUAUUCCUCUCAUAUCCUAUUCAUUCUGGUCACUUUAUCCUUAGAAUCUCACCUUUAGAAUUAAACAAGAAACAGUUUACAAAAUGAUUCUGCCUGCUUCUCUGUAUAAAAUAGAUGCCCCGAUGUAGAGAGUAAGGUAAUUAGAUUACAUUCGACUGGUGUAUUCAUCCCAGCUCUGCUACUAAACUGGUGGCAUGUUUCUGGACACACACAUGCUCCCCUUCUACUUUUGUCUCCCCAAAUUGUGCAUCAGUGUCCUUACUUUUCCAUCCAAAAUCUCAUUGAUAUAUCUAUGCCUCUCCAUUCCUUCUCUCCAGGUUUAACCAUACUACUAUUGUUGGACCCUUGUAAGACUCCUGAGUGUUCUCUCUGACCUGGUCUUUCCUUUGUCCGUCUUAUUCUGCCCUGACCUCUAGGUUAAUUUUCUUAAUUGUCAAACUCUUUCUCACCAGGCUUCAACAUUCUCAUACUUAAUUACCAAACUGAAUCUUAACAGCCUAGCCCGGCUUUCAAAACCCAUUAUAGACAGACAAUCAAUCCUACCUUUCCUCCUUGGCUCUACUUCUCAUUGCAUAUUGCUUUCUGCUUUAUUUAUAGACAUUUCAUGUGCACGUAUCAUCUCUCCUUACAGGCUGCAAGUUGUGUGUAAACUAAGACUAUAUCUUAGUCAUUUUUUUAUCAUGCACAGUGCCUUACACAUUGUGUGUAUCCAGUAAGUUAGUGGGAGAGUAAAGAGAACUUAUUCUACUUUCCUUUAAUACAAAAAUAUAAGAUAUGUAACUUGGCCUUUUUUGGUGAAUCAGAAUUGUCCUGAAUGUUUCAAAGAUGUAUUGAGAAGCUUUUAUGAAAAGAUAUUCUGUUCAGUGUUGGGAGGUAGUUAUGAAUGGAAGAAGGCCUGCUGAGAGUAUCCUGUUAAAUUUGUUGUCUGCUGUGGAAUUGGAAACCAUAUUUAAAAAAUAAUUUUAAAUAAGUA
Molecule: messenger RNA, 4134 nt
Organism: Felis catus (domestic cat)
Lineage: Eukaryota; Metazoa; Chordata; Mammalia; Carnivora; Felidae
Gene: GBE1
Product: 1,4-alpha-glucan branching enzyme 1
Exons: 15
Coding region: 166-2181 (671 amino acids)
Biological process (GO): glycogen biosynthetic process
Cellular component (GO): cytoplasm
Molecular function (GO): hydrolase activity, hydrolyzing O-glycosyl compounds; cation binding; 1,4-alpha-glucan branching enzyme activity
Source: RefSeq, a predicted model, not a curated record